This is a messenger RNA of Lactuca sativa (garden lettuce), 1569 nucleotides long. RefSeq names its product Glutaredoxin family protein. Lineage: Eukaryota; Viridiplantae; Streptophyta; Magnoliopsida; Asterales; Asteraceae. The record is from RefSeq and is a predicted model, not a curated record.
GAACAUGUGUGAUGUAACCGUUGUGCCCAAAAUCAAAGUAGGAAAGGGUCCUCAAACAUGAACAACGACCUACAUGACAACUUUUCAAAAAGCUCCGCGGCAUAUCCUUUUCAUUCUAUAUUUGCUUUGAAUACACGCCAACAACAUCAAAUCCACAAUUUCAGGCAUCCUAUCAAAAUUUCUGCAAAAUUUCCGCCAAACCAACCAGCUAUUUUCCCCAAUUCUAACGAAAACCCUAAUUUUUAGACUCAAAACGCUAGUUUUGUUGCUGAAUUCGAGUUUACAAGUUGAUUAAGCUAAGCUGUUGUGAGCAGAAGAAACGUAAAGAUGUAUGGUUCCGAUGACCAGAAAUCAUCGUCGAUCUAUAAUCGAUCUUACACCAUAAACUCGGCGUCCACCGAUUUCCCUGUAAAACCCUAUCCUUACUCUUCUAUCCAACGUACUGCAUCUGUCAAGAAAGUCUCCGAUUCAUCUUUUGAUUCUAUUAAAGGCAAGGUCAGGGCCCUCUGUAGCAUCUUCGAGGCACGGAAAGCAUCGAAACCCUCAUCGGACGAUUCUCAAUCUCAAACAAAAUUGAAAUCGGAGAAGUCGUUUUCUUCUUCGGAUUCUAAACUUUCCUCCCUAUCAUCUCCAUAUGAAUCAACUCCGAUUCGGUUACCUGGAACAGAAGAUCGUGUUGUUAUUUACUUCACAAGUUUACGAGGGAUUCGAAGGACUUAUGAGGAUUGUUACGCUGUUAGGAUGAUUCUCAAGUUUUUUAGGGUUCAUAUCGACGAACGAGAUAUCUCAAUGGAUUCUUCAUAUCGAAAGGAGCUCUUGAGUGUCUUGGGUGAAAAACAAGUGAGUUUACCUCAAGUCUUCAUCAAAGGAAAUUACAUAGGCGGCGCAGAUGUCAUCAAACAGCUUCACGAGACUGGUCAGCUGGCAAAGCUUCUGAAAGGACUUCCUGUUCGUGCAAUUGGGCCAUGGCAGGUCUGUGAUGCAUGUGGAGAUGUUAGAUUCAUCCCUUGUGCGAAUUGUAGUGGAAGCAAGAAAGUCUUUGAUGAAGAUGAAGAUCAGUUGAUUCGCUGCCCAGAUUGCAAUGAAAACGGAUUGAUUCGUUGCCCCACUUGCUGUUCUUGAAUCCGAUUUAUCCUAAUCUACAUAUGAGUUAUUGAAUCCAAAUAGUGAAUUUAGUUCAAUUACAUUAUCUACAAUUGUUAAAGCCUAAAGCUUGGAACUGGAGAUUGGAGCUCCGAGUUCCUGAAAACAAUGGAGGUGUUGUUUAUGUGUCUAUGCUUGUUGAUGGGGUUGAGGAUAUAUGUUCAUCCUCUUUAUGAACAAGAUUGUGGAAUAAACCCCUACAAGGUACAAGCUUCUUGUGUAUAUUUUGAUAACUUGUUUAUAAUUAUAGUACUCGUGAAGCAAUAUAGUUGGCAAUUUUGUGUCCAACUUUAAUAGAGUAUGUAUAUUUGAUAACUUGUGUGUUUGUAAUAUGCUACACUAUCUAUUUUCUCCACAUAGGAGAGAGAUAUGUAUUGAGUUGCUAUUUGGUUCAUGGCUAAUAAUAGCAUUUGCCCAUUAACUUAA